GCCAUGCAUCGGGACAACCACGCGUACCAACAAAUCCCGUUCAAGGACUCGUGCGCGUACCAGAGAGCGGCGGCCAACCCGGAGGAGUUCGCCCACAGCCCCCCGCCCUGCCUCUACAUGAGCCGCCAGGUGCAGGCCGCCUACCCGCCGCCUAACCCGGCGGACCCGGCGGACCCGGCGUUCGGCCUCCCUCUCCGGGAAGACUUCGGGAUCCCGCUGCUGCACCAGCACCCGCAAACACCGCAACACCCGCAGCCGCUCACGCCCGCCGCGCCCUACGGGGACACGGACGAGCGGAGCCGCUUUCACCUCCCGUUCCCCUGGAUGAAAAGCACCAAAGCCCACUCCCACGCGUGGAAGGCGCAGUGGACAGGUCCGUACAUGAUGGCGGAGGCCGAGGAGAGCAAGCGCACGCGCACGGCCUACACCCGUGCUCAGCUUCUGGAACUGGAGAAGGAAUUCCUGUUCAACCGCUACAUCUCCAGGCCGCGCCGCGUGGAACUGGCGCUCACCCUCAGCCUGACCGAGCGCCACAUCAAGAUCUGGUUCCAAAACCGCCGCAUGAAGUGGAAGAAGGAGGAGGACCGGCGGCGGGCCAGGAGGGGCGAGCCGGACCAGGACUCGGCCGUCACCUCCGGGGACCAGGGGGAGGCGGGGGCGGCGGUCUCGCCACCGCUCUCCCCGGAACUGCGCACGCUGGACCAAGAGAAGGCGCUUUUUUGAAGCCUUGUAAGGAAGAUCGUCACGGAAGGACAAGGGAAAGCGGGGUACACACAUACCGAUAAUCAGGCCCAAUUCUCAGAUUAUCCUGAGUGAUUAUCCUGUGCCAAAAGAGAUUUUUCCUCGCCGAUCUGAUCUGUCAGGGUGUACAAUCGUGAAUGUUAAGCCAGUUUAAUAUUUACAAUCGGAAAUCCUCGCGUGUGGUCAAGACCGAAUUGGACCGCAGUUUCCGUGAUUGUGACGUGGGCCGUUUGCAACCGCGAUGUUGUAGCCAGAUGCGCUAACAGUUGACCUAGCUCAGUGGCUCUCGAACUUUUCACACUAACUGCUUUACUACCCCAAAAUAAAAAAUAAAAAUAAUGAUAAUGAAUUUUAGCGCUGAAAGUAACACUAUCAUGGCUGACAUUAAAAUACAUUAGCAUGGUAGCAAGUGUUCAUCAAAAACAGGUUUUAUUUCUAAAAAGUACAUUUCAUAUUAUUGUAAGACACUGUAACAUCAUACAAAUGAAGGAAUUAAAAUGUAUUGCACAUAAACAAAUACAAAUUGUACUUAUAUUUUAAAAUAAACUUCUUUCACAUCAAAUGCAAAUGUAUUACACUUUAAACGUUAAAGACAACUGAACUGUGCUCAGGCAGUGAUUCUUUCGCUGCCACUAGAAACUCCUCAAACUAAAAAUAACUUUAAUGUCCAGCUUCUUUGUACUUCUUCUUCUACUAUUCUUUGUAUUUGCUAUCAGUGUGCAUACCUUGUGGCUCUAUGCCGCCUCUCACAGGUCGGUUCUGGUACUACAACAGACUGCGUCUGGGGUGCCAUGUUGAUCAUCUGGAGGACACUACACACCGAAAGCACAUUGAGUAUACACUUGUCAUUUUUUUCCUCAUGUGAUAUUUCAUAAAUUGCUAUGCGUGUACCCAAUCAACACGACUCUUCACACCCCCAGAGUGGAGGACUAACGUUAGCUACAGCAGAUUAC
Phycodurus eques (leafy seadragon) is the source of this 1694-nucleotide messenger RNA. RefSeq names its product pancreatic and duodenal homeobox 1 (gene pdx1). Gene Ontology annotation, molecular function: RNA polymerase II cis-regulatory region sequence-specific DNA binding; DNA-binding transcription factor activity, RNA polymerase II-specific. Bases 4 to 723 code for a protein of 239 amino acids. Gene Ontology annotation, cellular component: nucleus. The record is from RefSeq and is a predicted model, not a curated record. Lineage: Eukaryota; Metazoa; Chordata; Actinopteri; Syngnathiformes; Syngnathidae. The transcript has 2 exons. Gene Ontology annotation, biological process: regulation of transcription by RNA polymerase II; type B pancreatic cell differentiation.